CGAUUACACGCUGACGUUAUCGGCCAUAUUUGUUUUGCUUUCCGGUCCGAGCACCUUACCCUUCCUCCAAACAUAUUGUGAGAUCUAUUUAACCGACUGACGAUGCGGAAUCAAAUUCGAAAGAUGAAUUAUUUACAGUAUUUCCUUACUGUUUUACUGUUGAGCUGUAUACCACCUGUUUACUUAGAUGUCAUUAGUAUGGACAGCCAAAAUUUAAAAUCCGUUUUAGGUGGCCAUGAACUUGUAUUUGUAAAUUUUUAUGCAGAUUGGUGUAGAUUUAGUCAGAUAUUAAAACCAGUGUUUGAAGAAGCAUCAAAUAAAGUUAAAGAAGAUAUAAAGGAAGAGGGAAAAGUAGCUUUUGCAAAGAUAGACUGUGAUUCAGAGAAUUCUAUAGCAGCUCAAUAUCAUAUAAGUAAAUAUCCAACAUUAAAGCUUUUCCGUAAUGGGGAACCGCUCAAAAAAGAAUACAGAGGUCAAAGGUCGGUGGAUGCCUUAGCAACUUUUAUAAAAGAUCAGAUAAAAGAUGUUGUUGAGAUGCACAACACAUUAGAAUCAUUAGAUGAAGUUGAUACAAAUAAAAGAAAUGUAAUUGGCUAUUUUGCCUCACAAGAUUCAGACCAGUACAGGACGUUUGCUAAAGUAGCCAAUCAGCUGAGAGAGGCUUGUAAAUUCCAUGUCGCUAUAGGGCCAGUUGCAGAACCAGAAAGAACAGGAGGGGAUACUGUUGUAUAUAGAAAACCAAAUACAAGAAGAGAAGAUUUAACUUAUACUGGUUCCCUGGUGUCAUAUGAACACCUGGUUCAGUGGGCCAAUGAUAAAUGUGUACCUCUUGUAAGGGAGAUAACUUUUGAAAAUGCAGAGGAAUUAACAGAAGAAGGACUGCCGUUCCUGAUUCUUUUUUACAAUCCUGAUGAUAAAUCAAUUAUAGAAAGAUAUAAUACUGAAGUAGCUAAACAAUUAUUACAUGAAAAAAGUGCUAUAAAUUUCCUCACAGCAGAUGGAUCAAAAUUUUCCCACCCUCUCCAUCAUUUAGGGAAAUCAGCUAAAGAUUUACCAGUUUUAGCUAUAGACAGUUUUAGACAUAUGUAUGUCUUCCCACAUAAUGUAAAUAACGAUUUAGAAAAACCUGGCUUAUUAAGUCAGUUCAUAGCUGACUUGCACUCGGGUAAAUUACACCGAGAGUAUCAUUAUGGGGCUGAAAAGACGGAGUCCUAUCCGACUCCGACUAUCCCUGGAGAAGCUAAAGAAGCAACAGGACAUUUACCACACGACAAAAGUGAACCAGAGCAAAAAGUCAAACAGCCAACAUCUCCGCCAGAAUCUUCAUUUAUAAAACUAGCACCAUCACGAAACAGAUAUACAAUUUUAAGGGAUGAGUUGUAAAUCUGCUGUGAAAUAUUUGAAUGACUGGGAUUGGUGUAUAAUUGUGAUAUGAAUGAGAAACUAACGUGAAAAUUGGUUUCUGUAAAAGUGUACAUUUCAAAAAUACUUUAUUUUUAUUUUUUAGAUGUGCAACAUCUUGGCAAAAUACAUUGACAUUGUUAAUUUCUGAUCACUUAGAAUCAUGUAAAAUCUUUAUUUACUUUGUAAAUUGUAAUAAAAAUUGAAAAUAUUAUUAGCCUAAAGCGUGGUGAAGAAUGUUGUUAUUUCUUGAAUUAUUUUUAGUUAAUUCUGUAUAAUUUGGAAGUAUUGCUUACAGUUUUUAAAAUUUAAUACAAUUUUGUAAUCUUUAUUUUUUGUUAAUUAUAAUAGCAAUUGAAAAUACUUUAACCUGAUGCAUAAGUGUUGUUUAAAAAUAGUUUACACAUUUAAAAUUACCAAACUUUUGAAUUAAGAUCAUAUCAUAUCAUAACCAUUGACGUUUCAACAGCACAUUGCAUGCCUUUCUAGGGUAAAACGUUAAUGAAGGGGAUAGAUCUGGAUUAGAGAAAUAACUCUUAACCAGUUGUGUGUUUGUAAUAGGCAGUUUCAUCAAUGAUUUUUAAGCAUUCAUAUGAAACCGAACUAAAAUAUGUGUUACUCAGAAGCUCUUAAUAUAUAGUUAUAAAAACUGGUGGUACAAACGUACUUUUGAUUUUGAUUUUUAAGAGUUUUGUCCCUUACCCUAGGUCUAUUUUUUUUACAAUGGCCAGAAUUUAUUUAAGAUAACAACUGAAUAACUAAUAAUAUUUUUGAAAAUUAAAAAAAAAAUUGUGUAUAUUAUUUGCCAAUAAAGCACCCAGGGUAUUUAAGCCUAGAAAAAAUGGCUUUUUCAGUUAUGUUAAGCUUAGAUCAUAUUUGGUGUUGUAUCCGAACCAAUUCUUUAUGUUUUUUGGUGUGAUGAUCAGCACUGAAUAUGUAUAAUUGUUUUGAUUAGUUAAUAUCACCAGAAUCAUGCAGAAGGUAAUGAUAUUUGAAACGGUCAAGUAGUUUGCAAAUUACCUGACUUUUGGAAUUAAAUUUACUAUUAUUCUACUUCAAAGUUUGAAUAAACGAAAUCAAAAGUUUGAAUUUUGGCCAAAAAGCUUAAUUGUUUUUUUCUGAUACUUGAAUACUUCUGAGGUGAAUACUGUUGACUACUUCAGUAUUUGUAUGAGUCAAAAUUUUUGUAUUGUUCAAAUAAUUUUGAUGAUCAAAAAGACGUCGUCAUCUUUACAAUACAUAAAACAGUAAUUUAGAAGAUGAAAUGUAAAGCUAAACGUAGAGAAUCUGCCUCUGUUGUGAUUCUGGUGGUGAACAAUCUGGUGGAGGGUUACCUUUGAAUUAUGGGUGCUUAUGUGACAAGUUUUAUACUGAAUUUUACAGCAGUAUGUGUUUCUGACGAUUUCUGAAUCUAGUCAUUCAAUUUAGAAUUUAUCGAGCACUAUUUAGUAAAAAAAUUUUAAGAUAUGGAAAUCAAUAAUCUUGUGGAAUUGACUUGUAUGAGUACCUACCGCCUGCAGAGUUUUUGUUAAAACACUUGACACUUUUGUUUUUCAAAUAUCUUAUAAGAUUAUGUUGAAAAUGACCAUUUGCAAAAAAAGGGGUUGACACUUGCAUGGAUUUUACUGUAAUGUGUUUAAAAAAAUAAAUAUGUGUUAUUAUUUAUGCUAUUCACUUCAACAUUGUGUUGACAGAAGUAUUACAUGCUAAAUACACAGAAAGUUUUUGUCCUAAAUACACAGAAAAUGUUUGUGCUAAAUACACAGCAAAUGUUGGUGCUAAAUACACAGAAAAUGUUUGUGCUAAAAAUACAGCAAAUGUUUGUGCUAAAUACACAGCAAAUGUUUGUGCUAAAUACAGUGCUAAAAAUACAGCAAAUGUUUGUGCUAAAUACACAGCAAAUGUUUGUGCUAAAAUAACAGCAAAUGUUUGUGCUAAAUACAUAGCAAAUGUUUGAUUAUGUUUUUUUUUUAUUUGAUUUCACAAACCAUAUUUAGAACUUAUGAAUUUUGAAAUUACAGUCAUAAUUUAAAUGUCUUUGUUUUAGCAGACAAUAGUGAUAAAUGCAUUCUUAAAGAAUAUUCAAAAGUAUAAAUGUUCAGAUGUUCAAAGAAAAUUUGUUGAAAAAGGGAAUAUGUUAUUGUUCAUGUAUUUGUUAAUAUUGACAUAAUUUAUUGAUAUUUUCUAAUAGUUAAUUAUUAAUCAUGGAAUUAUUAUCCAAAAAAUGACAACUUUUUUUUAAGCAAAGUUGAUGUUGGUAGAUUUGAUGAAGGUCAACUCGUAUGAAUUGAAGUAGAUCCUUAAUUUUUAUUUAAUAAAAGAGAAACAAAAUUUUAAAUGAAAAUUGGAAGAAAAAGAAUAAGAAAGUAUAGGACUUCAAACAAUAUAUGUUACGAGAUAUAUACAAUUUGUUUGUUAUGGUUUUAUUUUAUGUUGUUUAAAACAAUGGAAACCAAGUCUAAAUUUGCCAGAAUUUUUUUUUGUCCGACAUUCUAAGGCCAUUUAAAAGCGAUGUUAUGUUACCAAAACCUUGCUUCAAAUCUGUUAGGGAUUGACAUCAUACAUAUUAUUUUCUUUUUUGAAUGUGGGGGAUAGAUUAUAUAAAGCACAUAAUCAACAUGUAUGGCUUGUAACUUAAAUAAAAGCAUAUUGUGAAUGAUUUGUUGUAUAAUGAUUUUUUAGGAGCGUCUUUUCCUGAGAGAAUAAAUAAGUUUCUAGACAUCUAAUGCCAUCUAUAUGGACUAAGAGGGAAACAGAUAGAGCCUAGUUAAGAGAUAUCUGAUCGUUCGAGACCCUCAUUGGUAGUCAAGGUCAUUAAAACCUCCAAAGUAGUACUUUCUGAAAGAGAUACAUUUACAACAAUGACAUACCUUGUUAUGCAGUUUGAAAUUCACUAGUGGUAUGGUUUAUAAAGUGUUAUAAAUUUCUAUUUGUUGUCUAUAUUUUCAAAAACCAAAAACAGUUAAGCAAAAAAAAAAGUUUGAGAAACAUAACCUCAUUUUUAAUGGCCUUAUUAUAUAGAUUUUAUUUUGUAUAGAAUUUUUUAUGUUUACGAAAAGUUUAUAAAUAUAUAUAAACAUAAGUACUCAGAUGUUUAGUUCCCUGUUGCACAACAUCUGGUCUCUUUUUAUUUAUUGUCUUGCCUUCUGCUGCUGCCAUUGUUUUCUGUAAAUAAUAACAAUAAAAACAAAUCAGACUAUGUGUAUAAUUAUUUGAUAAGUUGUGUAAACUCCAGUUUUGUGAAAAGGCUAAGCAGUUCCUGCUUCACUUGUGUUGCCGUUCAUGUUCCCUAGCAAUUAAAAGCUGAUAAUGAAUUGCAGAUGUUUGGCAAAUAUUUACCAUUGCCAUGUAUCUCCUUUUUAUUUUUCUAUUAACAUUUUAACCCAUUGAGAUGUAUAACAGCCUUAGAUAUGUUUCUUGCUUAUGGUUUUGUUGUCUGCUUGUGCUGAUUUUGUGUCAUGAAUUGAAAAUAUAUAUUACAGACCAUAACUGACAUCACUGAGAAAAUAAACUUAGUGAUGAGACAAUACUCAACAUAUGGUCCUUAUAGCUGGAUUUUGUACAAGAACAAAAUGUUCUUGGUUUAACCAGUUUUAUGUGUCCACAGAAUCCACCUGUACCUAACUAGAAACUCUACAUGCAUUUGUUUGCAAGAGAAUGUAAUUGUAAUUGAUCUAAAUUCGCAAACAUUGUAAGCUUAGUAAUUCACCUUAUGUUAAUAUGUCAGCUCCUGAACAUGCAUGAAAUAUUUGCCACUGGACAUUAAGCAAACAUCAACCAAUCAUCUUUUGCUAAACAUACUAUUGUAGAAAGGAUCUAAAAAGAUAGAUUAUAUUAUAUUUGUUAUUGGUAAGAGAGAUUUUUGUUUGUUUGUUAUUGUUGAUAAAUUAUAUAAGUGUUAGAUGACACUGCCUAUUGUUUUGAACUGAAGAAAAUAUGACCUUUUGAGAAUUAUUCAGAAGUAAUAAUUUGUGGUGUAUGUGUGCACAAAGUCUUAUGAUACAGGGUGAAAUGAAGCUGAAAACAAUGUUAUAUGUAUGAUUCGCCAAAAUUUUCUUUAACCAAAUUUUUUAUGACUUUUUCGGCUGAUUGACAUGAACAGGCUUAAGCCAGAAAUAUCUGUUUGAUUAUAGUGAAAAGAAGAGAUAUUGAAGACCACUUCUGUAGUAUUUAUUGUAAAGCGUAAGAAAAUUAUUACAGGUUAAAACAAGCAUUUGUGAUGUGCAUCGUGAAAAUGUGAAUGUAUACAUGAUGGAGCUGUUUUUGUUUUGUUUUGAAAGUGACAGUCACAUGACAAUUUCAUAACUAGCACUCUAUUGAAAUUUUUGUUUGAUAUCAUCAGCCAUGUCUCCCUUUGUCAUAAUAGCAAAACCAGAGAAUGACGUGGAAAUUUAAUUUCAUAAUUGAAUUUUUUUACAUGAAAAUUUUGGAAGAGUCUAAUUUCAUGUUGCUUUAAAAAUAUACAGUCUGAGAUGUUAAAAAAGUGAAAUUAUUGUUCAUCACAUUUAAUAUAUAACAUUUAAUUGUUUCCUCAUUCUUCAUGCAAGUAGAGAUCGUGUGAUUUCUCUUUGUCUGUUUGUGCUCAUUACAUUCAUUGUGCAUUUCAUGAAAUAAAAUUUGUAUAUAAAAAAUCUUUGUUAUUGAAAUAUUGUGGGGAAAAUAACACACAUUUUUUUUAUAAGAGAAGAAGCACAAGAUAUUUUAUCCAUAAUUUUUUUUUAGCAAAGAAGAAUUUCACAUUUUUGUCGGAAUAUUGUUCAUAACCCUAUAAAUGAGUGUGACACUAAAAACAUUUUUUGACAUUGAUGAGGGUCUGGAUGGGGUUUACAAUAUAGAGCAUAAUCGGCAAAACAUGCAGAAAAGAAGGCAAAAAAAUUCAGUAUAGAGAAUAAUCGGCAAAAUGUGCGGAAUAAAGGGCAAAAAAAUUAAGAAUAGAGAAUAAUCGGCAAAAUAAAUGAAUAUGAAUUACCUAAAUAUGAGUCCCAACAUUGAAACCCUUUCACCUGCCACAGCUUAAUCAAAACAAGAAAAAUAUAUAAUAUUCAGAUCAUUUUAAUGUGUAUUUUGUGCUAUAUAAUAUAGGUAGUGCGGUUUCAUUAUUAUUUCAUAUGUAUAAAUGAAUGGAUUUGAUUGGAAAAGAUGUGUGAACUGUUUAUUAUGGUUGAAAUGUUUGAAUAUUCAUAAGAUAAAUGUUUUAUAAAGUA
Molecule: messenger RNA, 6605 nt
Organism: Mytilus californianus (California mussel)
Lineage: Eukaryota; Metazoa; Mollusca; Bivalvia; Mytilida; Mytilidae
Product: endoplasmic reticulum resident protein 44-like
Exons: 13
Coding region: 103-1383 (426 amino acids)
Source: RefSeq, a predicted model, not a curated record